Messenger RNA from Fundulus heteroclitus (mummichog), 2269 nucleotides. Its product is annotated as parapinopsin-like. Gene Ontology annotation, cellular component: membrane; photoreceptor outer segment. Gene Ontology annotation, molecular function: G protein-coupled receptor activity. The transcript has 5 exons. Lineage: Eukaryota; Metazoa; Chordata; Actinopteri; Cyprinodontiformes; Fundulidae. Gene Ontology annotation, biological process: G protein-coupled receptor signaling pathway; visual perception. Bases 386 to 1492 code for a protein of 368 amino acids. The record is from RefSeq and is a predicted model, not a curated record.
CUUUACUGAUUUAAUUGCAUUCAGCCUUAAUUGCGUUCGGUAAAUAUUUGUUCAGCUGCACUCAGAUAUUUUUAAUUUGCUUAUUGGUGCGUACACAUUACAAGCUUUUAAGUUUUCAGGAAAAUGAAUGGUGAGGGCUGACUGCUGUUUAUCAGACAACUUCCCAAUUACAAUUACAGCCUUGGGUUAAGCAGGUUUCAUCCAUGCAAAUCGUGUUUAGAGCCAAUUUCCCAUAUUGCGUUUUUUUUGGCUUUCUCAAUCAGACAGGUGCACAGGCUGAGAUCUCUGAUAAAAGCAAAAGCCAGUGGGAAUCAGAGUUGAUAAAGCCUGAGCUGAACAUAGUCUGCAGGAUCACUUUAGGGCCUCACAGGAACAUUUGAGAAGCAUGGACAGAAACAACUCUUCCCUUCCAUCCGUCCCCUCAGAGAUGAUGGUGACUGCGGUGCCUACCAUUUUCCCCAGAGUGGGCUACAAUAUUCUCUCCUUCCUGAUGUUCAUCAACACGGUGUUCUCAGUUUUUAACAACGGGGUGGUGAUAGCCGUGAUGCUGAGGAACACGCAUCUUCUCCAGCCCAUGAAUGUUUUCAUCUUCAGCCUGGCGGUUUCUGACAUAAUGAUCGGCCUUUGCGGCUCACUGGUGGCCACCAUCACAAACUACCAGGGUUCCUACUUCAUUGGUCACGCGGCGUGUGUUUUCCAGGGAUUUUCUGUGAAUUACUUUGGUCUAGUGUCUCUCUGCACUCUGACCCUGCUCGCCUAUGAGCGCUACAAUGUCGUUUGCGGCCAAAAAGGCACUUUUAUGCUGAGCAUGCGGAGAAGCCUGAAGGGGCUGCUGUUUGUCUGGGUCUUCUGUUUGUUUUGGGCCGUCCCUCCGUUGUUUGGCUGGAGCUCCUACAGUCCCGAAGGGGUCCAGACGUCCUGCUCUCUGGCAUGGGAGGAGAGGUCGUGGAGCAACUACAGCUAUCUAUUUCUGUACACACUGCUCUGUUUCAUCAUUCCUGUGGCAAUCAUCAUCUACUGCUACUACCAUGUGCUGAAAUCCCUGAGAAAGUUGAACAGGAGCAUUGAGCUGCAAGGUGGCCGUUCCAGGAAGAGUGAGAAUGAUCACGCCAUCAACAUGGUCCUGGGAAUGAUCAUAGCUUUCUUCGUUUGCUGGCUGCCCUACACGGCCUUGUCGGUGGUGGUAGUGGUAGAUCCGGAGCUGUACAUCCCGCCGCUUGUUGCAACUCUGCCCAUGUACUUUGCAAAGACCAGCCCAGUCUACAACCCCAUCAUCUACUUUUUUUCCAACAAACAGUUUCGUGACUGUGCUCUGGAGCUGCUGUCGUGCGGGCGGUACGUCCCCAGAGGGCCCGCCAGCGUCAGCAUCCCUCUGUGCUCCUUGAACAGGGGGAGCUGUCUGUCUUCCAUAAGCAGGAGCGCCAGCACGCACAGCAAGACAGUUCAGAAACCAGCAGAAAGACACAUUUGUUUAAUAGGCCAAAACACCUAAAAUGCCUCACAUAUCAGAACCUUCUGCGAGUUGUGAAGAUAAACGCAUGGCUGAGUAAAAGGAAACGUGGAUGCUUGGGAAGGACACUCAACACGCCUGAAACUCACAGCCAACUUUGGUAAAGAAGUCUUAAAAUAAAUCCUUUUUUAUUGUAGUAGGAUAAUCCUAAUCCUAAAAUGUUUGAAAAACCAAACCUUUAAUUACAAUUUAUUUAUUCAAUGGGGAGACAAUUGUGAAAUAUUUAAUCUCACACUCAUUUGUACCUUAAUUGGUUCCUAUCAAAAUAAAUGUAACCAAGACCUUGUAAUAAUUUCUACUUUACUCUUAAAAUGAUCAAAGAGUCUGGGACAGUGGUCUGCUGCUGUCGUCAGUGACCCACAACCCUGGGGCAUAAAUAUGACACAGAAGUUCAUUUCUCUUAACCGCUCUUCAAAAAGGAAAAUACUAAAGCACAUUUGUUUGAGUAAUGAACAAAUUAAUUUAUUUAUUUUGAGUAUUUCAAACAUUAAAAGAAAAACUUAAAACAAAGAAAAGUAUGAACAAUUCUAUAUACAGUUCAAUAUAUACAACAACAACGAUGACGAUCAGAAAAUAAUAGAAGAGUUAAACAAAUGUUUAGCUCAAAAAGGAAGAAAACUCAUGGAUUUCUGCCCCUUUCACUCUUUCCAUAUUCAAGUUCAUACUGUACAACUAUUUAUACAUUGGAUCAAAAAAUUAAAGAAAGCAAAUUUGGCUAUACAACACCAUUUCAGUUUAUCAACAGCACUGCUCAAAAUC